Dromaius novaehollandiae (emu) is the source of this 1467-nucleotide messenger RNA. It is a transcript of the gene CBLIF, whose product is annotated as cobalamin binding intrinsic factor. Gene Ontology annotation, molecular function: cobalamin binding. NCBI's taxonomy places the organism in Eukaryota, Metazoa, Chordata, Aves, Casuariiformes, Dromaiidae. Gene Ontology annotation, biological process: cobalamin transport. The record is from RefSeq and is a predicted model, not a curated record.
UGCGCAGAUAAGCACAUAAGAGGGAGACAAGCACGGCCACCCUCCCAGAGGCGGCUCAGAGCAGGGAGGACGCCUGGAGAGGCCAGGACCGCCCCAGGCGAGAGGAUGCUCCGCGCGGCCCUCGGCGUGGUCGCCCUGCUGGGGCUGGCGGGCAGCUGCAUUGUGCCGGAAGACACCAUCUCCAGGAUGCUGCAGCACCUGGAGAGCUCCGCCAGCACCGACGAGCUGCCCAACCCCAGCAUCCUGCUGGCGCUGAACCUGGCCGGGGCCGGUGACAGCAGCAGCUGCAAGCAACUGCUUCAGCAGCUGAAGGAGACAGCGGUGGAGAGGGCCUCAAAGGACAUGACAUCGGGGGACCUGGCACUGUACACGCUCGCCCUCCUCUCCUCCUGCCAGGACCCCCAGCAGGUCCAGGCGCUGGGGCACACCAUUGACCUGCUCAACCGGCUGCAAGAGGAGACGGACCAGGAGAUGGUCUACCUGGAGAUCGAGGGCGCCCCACAGACCACGUUUUACCAGUUCAGUCUGGACAUCCUGGCACUGUGCCUGGAGGGGACGGGCAGCUACGAGGUGGCCGCCGUCAUGCUGGCCAAGGAGGUGCUGAAUCGCGGGAGCGGGCUCUCCGUGGACACCCGCGCCGUGGCGGCACUGGCGCUGACAUGCGCCCACAACCGGCUGGCCACGGAGGACCUCAGCGAGCUGCGGGAGCUGCUGCAGCACGUGGUGACGCAGGUGGCCAGUGCCUUCCUGGAUGAGCAGGAGCAGGGGAAUGGCAUGAUCGGCAACAUCUACAGCAUGGGGCUGGCCCUGCAGGCGCUCACUGCCACGGCGGCAUUUUAUGCCCCCCGGGAGUGGGACUGCACCCAGGCCUUCUCCGUGGUCUUCGAGCACGACCUCCAGCAGCCCAUGGCCAUUGCCCAGGUCCUGCCUGCCCUCCUAGGCCGCACGUAUCUGGAUGCCACCAGCGUGGACUGCACUGCCAAGGCUGACCAAGGUAGGGCCACCGCUGUGGUGCACCACCCUGUACCCGCCACCCAGGCCCUCCCUAACGCCACCCCCCUCUCAGCCUCCUUCAUCACGGUGUCCUAUUCCGUCAUCAACGAGCUGAGGGGAGCCCACUUCCACUACACCACCCAGGUGCAGGUGCCAGCUGGCUCGGUGCUGCUGGCCGUGCUGCAGGCAGCCCAGGAGCAGGACCCGGAUCACUUCAGCUUCCAGACUGAGGCGACGUCCUGGGGUGCCAUGGUGGUCUCCAUCCAUGGGCUGGCCGCCAGCACCACCGACAAGACCUACUGGCAGCUGCUCAGUAGCGGCGACGCUCUGGACCAAGGCGUCGACACCUACAAGCCGUGGGACGGGGAGCACGUCGAGGCCGUCUUCAGCACCUACUGAGGCAUCGAGGGACCCGCUGCCGUGCAAUAAACAGCUCUCGCAUGCAGCCUGUCUCGUUGCUGCCCCCGGGGCGGG